AGCAAUAAUUGAACAAGUUUUGAUGGGCGAACAAGGCUGUGGGGGUGUUCUUAAAAGCUGGAUUGAAAAUAAAUCGAAGACCAACAAGAAUCCACUUUACUUUAUGAAUCUGAAAAAAAUAUGUGAGAGAGCUGUAUUUGUUGCAAAAUCAAGUGAUUUCAAGCAAUUCAUUACGGACAACUCGGAAGGUAAUGAAAAACAGUUCAUUGAGAAAUUAUCAAUUUUUCAUUUAUCAGCAACAUAUAGAGAUAAAGUAUUGGAGAUCUUAACAGAAUUACCAGUUUCCAUAGACCAACAGCAGGUUAAUACUUUUGAUGCUCUUAUGAAUGGCAAGGAAUGUUUGCUGAAACUGCAUCAACAUUCCAAAGAAGACGUGGUGGCAACCGAAGCCCUAAAGAAUGUCCCUUUGCGAGACGAAAUUGAAAUGCUCAAAGUUUUGAAUGCUGCCGCAGAACCAUGUUCAAAUGUCGUCCGACUUCUUGGCUCAAGCACCAAUGCUCCUGUGCACAUGAUCAUCGAGAGAACACCAAAAGGUAGUCUGUUAACGUACCUCCAAGGCCUGGCCAACCCCCCUGAAGCUGAAGUAAUGCUCAAGAUUGCACUAGAUAUUUGCAAUGCUAUGAUAUAUCUUGAUGGGCUUAAUAUAAUCCAUCGUGAUUUGUGUGCAAAUAACUGCUUCGUUUUUAUGCAUGAGGGAAACUUGCUUACCAAACUCGGCGACUUCCACCUCGCAAUUAUUUCGUAUUCUGGUUUGAAGUCGCCAACUGGUGUGCAAUGGAAGCGCAACUCUGUGAAAUCGUCAAAAAUUGAAUAUUCUUCCAAUCAAUUUUCUGCGCGUUGGAUGGCUGUUGAAGCAAUUCAGUUUGGUGAAUUCAGCACCGCAUCUGACGUAUGGUCGUACGGCGUAUUGCUAUCCGAGAUUUUUACCUUUGGUUGCAAGCCAUACGUGAACAUGCCGAGUGGGCGUUCUUUGGAUAGUGACGAAGAAGUGCGAGACUUUGUAAGUACAUGUACACUACUGUUUUCCUGUCAUAAACUAGGACGUUGUUAAACCUCAACAAAUUUCAGUUUUAGCAAGGUAAUCGGGAAUAUGAUGUUUCAUUUUUUUAUUAAAGAUGUAAAGUCCGUGAUGUAAACAAACGCUUUGUUUGCAUUUUGAACUGCUCUAUUUGUAAAAUAUGAUAUACUAACUGGAUAUCUAACACUUGUGAAUUAAUAUAAACUGAACGUUUCAAUUUAAAAUAGUUCUAAAGAUGCAAAAUUUGGGCAAGGUUUAUAUCUGCGGGCUCCCCUUUGUUGUGAGAAGACCUGAUGCGCACAACGGACAAUAUUUGUCACUUUUAUUUCAAAACGCAUAUCGUUUGGAAUAUUGAUGAUAACAUUUUUCAAAAAUUGUUUCAAAAGUUUGGGGGAAAAAUAAAGUUUAAAGACGUAAUAAUUUAUCAACAUUACCCUCAGUGAUGAUAUUUCUCUAUUAUCAUCAAUUCGUGUAAUAUUUCGGCGAAACCCCCUCGCUGCUAAUCUAUAAAUCAUAAUUAGCUUACGGGAUACAUAGCAACAAGUUGGCUAUCAGUUGACUAUGACGAGAGUGAGUAGAACAACUGUUUUAUUAUACAGACAACUAUAAUUUACAGAGCCAUCUAUUUGGCAGUAUUUGACAAUUAUAGUUUAGCAAUCAACAAAUUUAAUUGCCCUAACCCUGCAGCAUGAUUUCGAUCCUUCAAUUUCCUCUAUAAGUAAAUAAUUUAAUUCUUAAUACACGUCCGAAUUUAUCAACACAAUAAAUUUCCGACGCAUGCUGAACCCCUAACGCUAAUGUAACCCCAACUCAAACCUCUAACGCUGAUCUAAUUGAAUUUAAUUUGAGCUUCAAAAACUCAUUAAUAAUUCAUGAAGCAAUUAUCCAAUCUUGAGUAAGAAAUUAGUCACGUGCAUACGUCUUUAUACCAGCUAAAGAACACUUUAACAAAAGACCAUUCUUAUGCAAACUAUAUAAAGGUUUUUAUAUAAAGAUUUUUAUAUAAAGAUUUUUAUAUAAAGAUUUUUAUAUAAAGAUUUGACUUAUUAUGCAUACGUUUUUGAAGUCAUUUAAAAAACUCGCGGGUCGUGUUUUAUUAGGUCUAAAGCCACUCGCGCUGCGCGCUCGUGGCUUUAAACCUAAUAAAACACUCCUGCUCGUUUUUUAAAUAGUACAUAAUUAACCUAACUCUAAACUUCACGACAUUCUUCUUGCCCCUUCUGACGCCACUACCUUAAUUUAUACUUUUUUAUUAUUUUUUAUUAAUAUUUUAUUAGUUUACUUAAAUAGUUGAAAUAUUAAGAAUUUAUUUGCUAGCUGUAUGAUACAAUUGUUGGGAAUAUUUUCAUUCUUUUUCAUUUAUCAUAUUGCUAUUAAAGCCGAAUAACUUUAAGAGUUAAUAUCCUAUUAGUAGAGAUCCAAGCAGAUGGCAGAAUAGCUCAUAGUCGCUGCUUGCUACAUAACAAAAAUAAUUACCAAGCAUUUGGGUUGUUUUAUUAACUUUACCAUUUGCUUUCAUUCAUAACACAAACAUCGGGUUUGAUAAUUCAUCAUAUCAUGUUCGACUCAGUCAAUAAUUGCUUCCACAUUAGUUUACGUCGUGAACAAAGAAUUAAAAAUUUUCUCCUUUUUUUCCAUCAGGUCCUUAAAGGUGACAGACUCGAACUUCACCCGAAUAUUCCUGAGUCAAUUAAAACGCUUAUACAAUUAACAAUGGUAGAUGCAGACCACAGACCAUCAUUUUUAGACCUCAAAGAGAACUUAUUGGAUAUAGGUUUUCACGAAGGUAAGUAUUUUUUGUUAACAAAAUCCACAAAUACUAAUUCCUGGAGGAUGGAAGAGGACUAUUUGCCAUGAAUACUUAAUAUUCCAUCCUCAUAUUUCCUACUCCUACUUAUAUCCUAUUCCUACUCCUAUCCAUAUUCAUAUUCCUAGCUUAAAUAUUUAUAUUUCUACCAUCAAUAUUCAUAUUGACACAACUUUAAAAAAACCAAUGAUUCAAUAUUUUUUCCCGAGCCAACGGCACAAAGCGCGUCGUCCCGGGCGUAAGCCCGGGUUGAGGGUAGCAAUUACGCCCGGCUAUUUACACCCAGAUAUUUAACAUAGCGAAGUGCAAAGUUGUCCUCCAUUGUGACGGAUGGUUUUCGACGUUGUGCGCAUGCGCGAGUACAAGCUCGCUAAAAAAUUGUUUUUCAUUUUGCAAAGAUGUAGUUUUGCUGUCUUACAAUAUAUUUUAAUUUUGCGAUGUAUUUCGCUUUUAACUGGAAACAUGCAACAAAGUGUGAAAGGCAUAAACAUGAAUUUUAAAAGACAACAAAUAUAAAACCAAAAAAAUUAAUAAAUAGUAUCGACAAGUACGUUUUUUGUUUGCUUUAUCUCGUAUUUACAACAGCUGUGCGACAACCAGCUCGAAAGCUUCGGCCCCUCUGGUUGCCUUUCACAAUCCUUUUUUUAAAAGUACUCGUUAAAAUUUUAUUAUUUUUUUCUACUUUUGUAAUAUUACGUUACUUGAGAAAAAUCCUGUAAAUAGUGAAAUAAUAUUGAAUUGAAUUGAAUUUAUGUCUCUUUGUAUCAUAACAAAAACAGAAAUUUUCUCAGGCGAAAAUUAUAAAUCUGUGGCUGUUUUAGUUGUAUUUUUUAUUUCGGCCGGUGUCAAGUUCCUCCUGGCUAUCUGCAAAUAAAAUUUGCAGCACAUCACAUAGUCCAAACACAGCUAUUCCUGAUUGCUUUAAUAGUUAUAAACAUUGUAAAAUUCAAUUACCUUGUAAUUUUGACUUUCGCUAACAAAAACGUAUUGAGAAAGUUCUUUAAACGCAACAGUUGCUGCUUUUCUUUAUUUUAGGUUUAUUUUUCUUCGUUUUGAAUAGUUUGAAAGACUUUUAGACACUUUUUUGCUGUUUGAAACUCGGCUCUCGUCGCAGGACAAUAAGAAUUUUGUAUUGCCUGUGGGCAAUACGGGAAAAUCCUGCCUCGUCAGCAGCAGGGCGCUAUAAAACACAACAAAGUGUUUUACAGUUGUAUUCCAUUUGUUCUCCAUUUAGUGCAUAUAUAUCUGUCGUUUUAUAAGGCUAUAAUUUGUUUAUUCCAACUAUGAUGUUACUAAUGUACAAUGCAUCAACAUGCUGCUCUACUUUAUAGCAAUAUGUUUCCGAUAAUUCGAAUAAUGUAUACAAGAAGUGGGAAGCAUGCAUUCACUGUCAGUAUUUCUAAAUACCACGCUUAUCAAAUUCAGUUGUAAAGAAUGGGUUUAUCGUGUGCUAUUAUUUAUGAUUUGCGGAGUCUUCUCCUGACGCUACGAGCACUACGCGCUCGUGGAUUUAAACCUAAUAAAACACUCCUGCUCGUUGCUCGUUUAUUAAUCAGUUCUUAAAAAACUCAAUAAUUCAUGAAGAAAAUUCAAAAGAAAUGAAUGUUUAAUCAAUUUGUCCUCAUUUACAUAAACUUCAGCUUUGAUUUUCUCGGCUCAGACAAUGUAUAUUUCUUAAAUUACUUCGCCAAUGAACUCAUACGAUGGGUCGUUUUUUAAGCAUAUCAGAUAAAGAUCGACUGCUCAUGUUUUAACUAAACUAGUACUUGUAGAUAUUUAUACUUCAAACAAACAAGAAGUACAUGAUUUGAAAUGCAUAUUAGUGGCGUGGUACACAUUUGAUCGAAAAAAACAAAAAUCACCAACGUAUUCCUUUUCCGAUAAAACCCAUUCACAGAUAUCUUACUAAUAACAAAAUAAAUUAUAGUUUGCAAGUUAAGGGAAAACAAUGGACCGCUGAAAGUGCUUCUCAGCCAAUCACAGUGCGUCAUUUCUCCGGAAGUGACAUUUGAUAUAAUAACUCUUUUUAAUGACAUUGUAAUGUGAAAAUAUCGACUAUAACAACGGCGUUUACAACCAUGUUAACCUUUGCUUAGCAAAUGCUAAGUUCGGUCUGAUUAAAUUUACCCUCGAGCUCUAUAUGUCUCGAUUUUUUUUAUUCCUGGUUUGAUAGUCCUAAACAUAGUGAAUGUUUUGACUCGCUUGGGCGGAGGCCAGAGACAUGUACAUUCUUAAUGACUGUUUUGCCCAAACUGCCCAGGUUGGUUUUGUGACGGUUCCUAAUAUUAUCCCUAUUAUUUCUAUUGAAAUUCUAUUGGUUAUGCAAAUUUGUACUGCCUUAAUCUUUAAUGACUACUAUUAAGUUAGUUCACUCUCAUUUACUGAAUAUUAAGUUAUCUCGCUCUCAUUUACUGAAUACUUAAUUUGCUCACUCUUAAUCACUCUCGACCGCUCUCAAAAAGCCGGGUCGAACGGUCUGUAUAUUACUUCUCAGUUAGGCAAUUAAUUUUUUCUAUGACACGCAAAAUGGCUUUUCGAAACCUAAUGGCAUGCUAGCUUUUAAAUAAUGUAUUUUGCUUUUAUCAUCUCACAAAAUGACUUUUUAGAAAUCGAUCAGAAUUUGUUUAUUUCCGUGUAUGACUUUUCUUUUAAUGUAUAUUCAGAAAAGUAUGCUGAUCCAUCCUUUUUUGGAAUUACAUAUGGCGGUUUAUCGCGAUCCGAAACCGUAAGUGCUAAAUGCUUGGUUUACGUAAAAUAUUGCCGUUAAUUUAUCAUACAGUCUACCAAGAUAUGACGAUUUCUCGCGAGUCUUCAUGUGAUAUCUCGUGUGAAACUAAUAUAACUAGAAAAGACGAAGAGCAAUUCCGCUCUGCGCGCAAAAUUACGCCUAGUGGAAAACCGGAUUUAUUGUCUGAGUUUAUGUUAAUUUGCAGACAUUUGAAAACAUUUUUUGUUUACUUUUUUAUAAUCGACAGCCACCGAUCAACUCAAGAACUGGUUGUAUCGCAAACAGUUGUGUUGGAGAAUGUCUAAAUGCGUCUGACAUUGCUGCGCCAUUGGAUGUGCAAGAUGUAAGUUUUAAUAUCGCGCAAUUCACUGUAGCGAUAAGAGUUGCUUUUAGGAUAAAAACCGAGAGGGAUAGUUUUCAUUGAAAUUCAACACUAUAAUUGCGCAGCAUGAGGUCUUGAUUUUCAAUAAAUAAUUUUUGUCCGGUAUAUAUAAUUCUAAAUAUCAGGAUUUGGGGCAUCUCACUUCCAUAAUUCCGGCUAUAGACUAAAUUUUGAUCAAGACAAGAACAACGGAAUCCAAUAACACAGCUAGUAAGAGCGACUUAGAAUGAGUAAAAUUGCAAUGAUUGGUUUCUAUAUGGUGUAAAAUGAAGAAAAUAUGACCCCGUGAAGUUCGCAAAUUUUGUAUAUAUUUGUAUUACGCGCGGUAAAAAUAACCACUUUCUGCUCAAAACUGGUUAUUCUUACCGCGCGUAAUACAAAUAUAUACAAAAUUUGAGAACUUCACAGAGCUAUAUUUUCCUCAUUUUACAAAAUUUAGCAGCCAAUCAUUGCAAUUUUACUCAUUCUCGGAAACGCUGUCUAGCUGUAAUGUUGGAUUUUGUUCUUCUUGCCUUGAUCAAAAUUUAGUCCAUAGCUGGAAUUGCAUAUAGCAUUUUAUACAUUUAUUAGAACUAUCCAUGCAGGAGCAGUUGCGAAAAAUAUAACUAUAAAGCGUUCGCACAUGACGUCACAGCCGCCAUGUUGGCGUUCCAAUUCAAAAGUAUAUUAAUUAGACUCUUUUGUCUGGAACACCAACAUGGCUGCCAUGGCUUUUACCGAGUUGGUCCCUGGGAAAUGAGUACAUGCAAACGCUCCAUAGGCGCUGUCAACUGCAUGAGGUGCCUGGAAUCCUGAUGUUUAUUCAUACACCUGACAUCGGCAUCCCCUUAGUAUGUACAGCUGAGCGAUGUUUUGCUAAUUGUAGAAGUGGGGGGACGCUCUUGAAGAUCAAAUGGGCGUGGUCACUCGAUUGGGCAUGGCCUCAUGCAUAGUAAACACGCUGUCGCAAUAGCACAUGCGCUGUCGCAAUAGCUUAAUCUUUAAGGUGGAUUUAGUAGAACAUGAUACCUAAAAAACACCUAGCUUGCUCGCAGUAGAUGCCAAAAAAGUAAAUAAAACCUUGACUUUCGAAUUUCGAUUAUGGAAUUAGCGCUAUGUGUGCACUGAGUAUGCAGCAAGCUGGCAACUCGGCAACUUUGCAAGUUAAAUAUGACAUUUACGCGAGUAACUAAAUAAGUUUAGGUAAUAAAUAUCCUUGAAUUUUUCCCAUUUAAUCAUGUUAAUGUUCUUAUUGAUCAUGAAUCAUUUUAUGUUCCGAUUGAUCAUUUUAAUGUUUAAUGACUUAUUUCGCGAUAGAGUAAUUAUAUCCUGCAGGGCUGCUGCCUGCGCUUGUGACAAUAAGUACUUAUCUAUGCGGACAUGAAUUAUUAGACUCUUUUGUGCUAGUCUGCUAGAAUUUUCUGCAAGUAUAUCAAGUUUCAGGGAGAUUAAAAUAGUGAGAAAGUUACGUUCGGAAGUAUUUCUACGUAGGAUGCGAAGCAGUUAUUGUAUAAAAAAAUAACACGUAUGUAGUACAACGUUUGUACAAGUGAUAGCCAAAAUUAUUUGGACGGUGUCAAACGGCGUUCACUGAAUUUCGCUCAUAUUUAAUCCCUGCCAGGGGGAACACCGUUCCCCCAUGUUUGGUUUUGGCAGCGGAAACGCCGUUCCCCUGGUAAAAAAGGUGGGGGAACGGCGUUCCCCCGCGUCCCCCCUGGAAAACAUCACUGUUAACUACAGCUAUUUUAAUUAAGGUUAACGUUGUUCCCCAGCAAUGAAAUUAAUUUUUAGCGAUUCCUAGCAAGCCUUUCGCGCUCGUAUAUAUUCGACUUUUCCGCUUUGCUGGGGACAACCUUAAUCGAAAUAGCUUUAUAUAUACAUCAACUUGCCAUUAAUUAGACCUCGAAAACUGGCCUCUGUAGCUCAAGUGGUUAGAGCAGUGUACCGGAAUUGUAUGGCCGCAGGUUUAAUUCCCUCCAGAGGGCCAAUAUAGUUGCAUUUUUCGCGACUACUACUAUCUGGUUAGGUCUAAUGAAUGUAUAAGAUUUACAAAGUUUAUUUCUGCAAUGUAUACCGCACCCUAUACUUGAAAUUUGUUUCUGCAAUGUAUACAACACCAAUUUUCCAUCUUUCUCAAUUAAUUUUGCUUAAAUCAUAGAUCUUACUCAUUAGAUAAAUUGAUCUUAUUUCUUGUUCCUAGGACGUUAAGAUUGGACUGUAAUAUUCCUAGCAGCAUCUUUAGAUAUUAGCAAAUUAACGCAAUUAUGCAUGCAAUUAUUCAACAGCAACAAAGAGUGUCUGUGUCAAGAUUUUGCAGAUGUUUUUUAUUGCAAAUAUUUAUUGGAACCACAAGCUGCUGACCAAUAGUCUGAUGGGAUGACAUAUUUGAUUUAAAGGGCAUAUGACUCGAAAAUUGACGGUGUUAUUUUUUAGUUUUGUUUGAAAGAUAAUUGAAAACUGCAGAUAACUUCUUUGACAGAUUUUUGUUUUCUUGCUUCGUUUCGGAGAUAUUUCAUUUUGUAUGAUUUGAAGAACCAACUUUCUACGUCACACAUGUAUAAUGACUUACUUUAAAAUGUUAUAUAAUUUCGUCACUAUCAAAUAAAUUCGCCCAAAAUGAAUGAUGAGCACGGGAUUUGUCCACAACACAAGCACUUGAUUGGCUUCGCUAUUUCCGUUUCGCAACGGAGUAGAAACGAAUUCAACUACUCGGCGAACAGAAAUAUUUUGCAGAAACAUUCCAAAAUCAUGUUGCGCAUGCGUUCAACCUUUUCGCGCGAAAUUUUUCGCAUUUCGCUCGUCGUGGAAUCUUACCUUUAUGUGGACUUUUCUCGCAGAUUUCGGCCGAAAUGCGACCCAAAAAUGGCGGCGUGAGAAAGGCUAAUUUCCAUCUACAAAAUCCUUCAACCAUUAUUCAAUCGAAUCAUGACUUACUUUUGAUUGGAAACCUUGAUGACGUUUCUAUGACGUUUUUAAAUUCAAAUUGACUUAAAUUGCUUAAAAACAGUUUCAAAUUUUAAUUAAAUGGAGUGCGCGUGUAGUACAGUAGUUCUGACGACCCUGGGAAUACUAUUAUAUUACUGUUAAUUUUAAGAACUCAAAAGUAAUUUAGGCUAUACUUAAUUUAUGACUAUAGGGUACGGGUUAUUUUAUCAAAGAAUUUAUCCCUGCAUCGUCUUCUGAUAUCCUGAAAUUAUCCGAACUUCAAUUUCCUUCAUUGGCUGUUAUUACUGAACGAAUUGUCCAUGAUGAAAAACUGGAAUUGGUAUGAUAAAUUUUGAGUGAUAUUACCUAAUACUUCUAUAAUUUCUUAGAAUUCUUCAAUUUAAGCGCAAUGUCUCUUGUGCAUCUAAACGAUCAAUUGUUUUGGUCAUUUCAAACGAAUCUUAAAAAGGUCAAAAUCGAAAUCAGUUAUGUAAGUUGUUUUCUCGAACCAUAAAGCAGUUUACAAACUCGAUGCAACAAUUAUUUAAUGAAGGAUAUUAAUUUAUGUAAGGUUAUUCGCACUUUAUAAACUAGGCAAUAUAUACCAUAUAUAAUUACAUCUAGUCUUGCAGAUUCCCUAUAGCUUAUGCAUGCAACGUGCAGUGAUAAAAAGUUCAUAUAUACAAUUUGGUACGGCUUAAUUAGUUUCAGGAAAAACAUGUUACAGGUUUGCAAACAAGUUGUUACAAGUCUGUUCAUAAGCUGUCGUCAAGUUGUGUUUGUACUGCUUGUUCGCAGUUGUUGUAACAAGUUUGGAACAAGCUGUUAACAACUUGUAACAAACUUGAUGUUGUUAACAGACUUAUCACAAGGUUGUUUGAACAAGUCUAGUAUAGUCAUUAUAAUAUAGGUACUAGGUAGUGACAAUUAAUAAUGGUAAUUGCUCUGAGUGGAGUGCAAUUUGGUCUGAAAUCAAACGCGUGAUUACAAAAUCACAGGACCGCGAAGCUGGGGUGCGAUUUGUAAUCACAAGUUUUGAUUUCAGACCAAAAUUGCAUGACACGAAGUGCAAUUUCCACUUUAUGAUAUUCAUUUUAAAAUCUUAAUUUUAAACAAUUUUGUAAAACGGAAACAGUUUUUUUAAAAAAGCUCCUGUUACUACCCUAAAUGCCGUAGCGUAGCAACAAGCGAACAAAUUGAACUUUCUUUAAAUCUCGAAUCGUUUUACCAAAAAAAUGAAGAAAUUUACAAGAACUAAAAGACAACCAAUGUAAGUUUAAACAUACUAUAUUGGUUUAACAUUAAUUCAAUAUAAUUUUAAUGCAGUUUGUUCAUUCAAACGACAUCAACAAGUUAUACGAUGUACGGAUAUUAUCUUGUUUGUUUUUCUUCCUGUCGCUUUAUCAAGUUGCUUUUUGUUGGUAUUUUCGCCAUGUUUCACAAAGAUUUUUUCCUAAUAUGUCCAUAAUCAUUUGUGCAUUGUUUAACAGUUUUUAUAUGCAAAAGAUUGGCCAUCAUAUUGGCAAUACUCUGAUUUUUUUAUUUUACCCAAUUUGCCAGAUCAAAUUUUUCUUAAAAUUGACAGGCUAUAAAAUGAUUCUAAACUUUACUUUGAUUGGCUAGCUAAGAUCACCACUUCAAUAUGAUUGGUUUAAAAAAUUAUGCGAUUACCACUCAUACUGAUGCAAGCAAAGCUCAAAAUAGUGCGAUGACAGCUCUAAAAUAGUGCAAUUUGGGCCGUCAUCACACUUUUCUUAUCCAAUCAGAUUGCUCGAAUCGCGCGUGAUUUCAGAAUGAAUAUAAUAAAUAUUGUUAUUUCAUAACUGCAUCGGACUUGUUGGAACAACCUUGCAACAAGUCUGAUUAUAUCAACGAUUAUGGUUGUUAUAAGUUGUUAAACAGCUUGUUCCAAACUUGUUGACAAAUUGAGACAAGCAGUGCGAACACAACUUGUUGACGGCUUGUUGGAAGACUUGUUACAAGAUAAAAGAUUUUUGCGUAUACAUAACGACUCGAUUGACUUCCAAUUGGCGUCCUUGUGGUAAAAAAAGUCGCACGCUUAGGGGUUCUGUCAAUUAAAUCAUUAUAUAUGUGCCAAUUGUGUUACUAAAUGAACGCGUAUUAUUUUUAAGAUUACAGAAGUUGGUGAUAUGGGAACCUUGGAAGAAUUUAUCAAGUCAUUUGGAUGUCCUGUAGAAGAUGCUAUUACAUAUCUAUCACAAAUUGGGGAGGCCGUGUUGUUUCUGCACAAUAGGAGAUUCAUACAUCAAAAUCUGCGAGCAGCAUCUAUCUUUAUUGAUUCGAAUGGAAAUGUGAGUCAAUUUUUUAAUGCUUGUACGUUAAAUUAG
This is a messenger RNA of Paramuricea clavata, 11187 nucleotides long. The record is from the annotation of a GenBank genome assembly. Lineage: Eukaryota; Metazoa; Cnidaria; Anthozoa; Malacalcyonacea; Plexauridae.